UAUUGGUUGCCUCAAUCCGGAGUAAAUUAAAACAAAAUUCUAAAAAAAAAAAAAAAAAUCGAACUCGUUGGAAUGCAGCACGAUCAGGUCUUGAGAGGUCAAAUAUUUUACACACAAAACGGUGAUCGAUAGAUUGAUCGUUAAAAAUUAAAACAAUUCCACCUGUGAUCGUAAAAAUGUAAUAAAAAUUAAUAUCGUAAAAAAAUAUCUGCAAACUUAAAAGAUACAAAAAAAAAAAAUUAGAUUCAAUAAAAAUAUUUUAAAAGUGAUAGAAAGUUAUUAAGAAAAAAAAGAUAUUAUAAAUCUAAAAAAUAUCUAUAAUGGUUGAUCGUUUACGAUAUUAAAACGCGUUUUGCGGUGUGAUAUUUCGAAUUCCGCACCUCCCGCCAUAUAACAACAACAACAACAAAAAACCACCAAUACCACUCUACUAAAAAAAUUAUUAUCUUAAGCUAUUUUGUGCAUUUGUUUUGUUAUCACGUGUAAAAUAAGUGUAGAUAUUAUUUUUUUUUUUAUAUUAAUUUAAUACACACAAAAAGAAAAAUAUUCAUAGAAGUGAAAAUAUAUAUACAUAAAAUAUAUCUAUAGAUAUAAAAAAAAAAAAAUAAAUAAAAAUAUUUUUUCUGUUGAAGCAUAAAGUGCAGUGUGUGCAGUGUGUGACCGUCACCAAUUGGGAAUUUAUUUAAUACAAAAAAAAAAAAUUAAAUAAAUAAAAAAAAAAUUAUCGUCAGAUAAAAAAGUCGAGAGAAAAAAAAGGAAAUUUUUUUUUUUUUAAUUUUUUGAAUAAAUUCUGUUCACUGAUUGUCUACUGGAUUUGAUCAAACAUUUACUUGGAUUUUUUUUUUUUAAUUUCGUUUGUUUUGUUUGUUUGUUUGUAUCUUACGGAUUAACUUCAGAGUAGAGAAGAACUUAAGAAAAAAAAAAUAAUAAAAACACAUAUGGACUAACAAACAUAUGGACACAAUGUGUUAGCAUAGUGUGUGCAGAAAAUAUUUCCGACAGCAAAUCGCAGUUAGUAAUGAAUGAUGCAGCAUGCGAGCUUUUUGUACCGUCAGCGCGCCAUUAGAAGUAUGCGCGUCAUCAGCCGAACAACUAUCACCGGGCUCCCGUUUUUUAGCUCUAAGAUUAUUAGGAACACAACAACCCAGAACAUUAUACUUCCUAGUCGAUGCGAAGAGUCGAGUCAGAGAAGUAUACACACAAACAUGCCUACAUUUUGCAACGCAAGGAAUGCUAGACACCGAACUCUUCGGUUUAGCAGUACUUAUAGAUGGCGAAUACAUGUUUGCCGACCCAGAAAGCAAACUCUCAAAGUACGGUCCAAAAAGUUGGCGAUCAUCUCACACUCAUGGACUCGAUGCCAAUGGUCGUCCUCUCUUAGAACUACAUUUUCGAGUGCAGUUCUACAUCGAGAGCCCGUUCAUGUUGAAAGAUGAGACCUCACGUCACAAUUAUUAUUUACAAUUAAAAGAAAAUGCCCUCAAUCGAUGCGAUGUUCCUAGGGAUUACUCUGAGCAAUCAAUGAUUUUACUUGCUGGUUUAGCUUUGCAAGCCGAUCUCGGCGAUUGCCCCGAGGAUGAAGUUACAGAUUCAGCAAUGUCAUCAGCUGGAUGUGGUGGUACGGGGAGUGGAAGUAGUGAUAGUAAUAUUAGCACAGCUGGGCCGCUAACAACAACACCAGCCUUGCUGCCUUCUAGCAAAGCUCUUACACCAUCGGUAAUAAUUUCUGGUCAUAAAAUGAAAGCAAUCGUUGAUAAACUAUCACCGGCUAUUGUUGCUGCUGUAACAUCAUUGUCUGCUGCUUCAUCAUCGUCAUCGAUUAAUGUUCCGGAUUAUUUUCGUCCAGAUGAAUACCUCCCGCCAAGUUUGAGAACUCUACGAGCCGUGAAUGCAUUGCGAGCGUGUCAUCGCGAGAAUCGGGGAAUGUCACGAGCUAAUGCUGAAUUGCAUUAUAUUCAGCAAGCUUGCAUGCAUGAGGGUAUCAAUGCUCACAUGUAUCGCAUGAAAAUGGCCAAAAGUGAAAGUGGACCUGGGAACUCUUGGUUUGCUGUAUAUGCCAAGGGUAUUAAAAUUAGUAGUGACAAUACCCAGCCAACAACAUUCCUCUGGCCGAAUAUCACAAAGCUGAGUUUUGAGCGUAAAAAGUUUGAAAUCCGAUCUGGCGACAACAAGAUCAUAUUGUACGCCACAAGCGAUGAAAAGAAUAAAAUGCUGCUAACUCUUUGCAAAGAGACCCAUCAAUUUAGCAUGAAAAUCGCUGCUCGUCUCAAGGAAGUAAUCAAACGGGAAGAAGAAGAAAGUAACAGCCUGCAUGCGUGCUACAUAUAUUCCCGCAGCCUUCAUUUGCCAUAUAAGAAUAAGAACGAUCAGCGAAUUUCAGUGAUAUCCAGCACAAGUUCGAACACCACCUCAGGAAUAGUUAGCGAUCGUGUGCAUUCGGAAGAUGAACUCGAGAUCAUGAUCAAUACACCUCCAGCACCAAUAGCAGCGCCAUCUACUGAAAGCUUGGCCUUGGUCCAUCUUUUGGAUAGGCCAAGUGUCAGCAGACAAACAUCAUCAGUUGGGCAGGUAUCACUUAAAGAUUUGGAAGAUCAACUUGCUGCACUCUCGGUUCGACAAAAGUCUUCCGAAAGAAGUUCUCCAACGGAACAGGUUACGGAACAGAAAGCUAGUACAGAUUCACCAGGCUCUCAACACAAUAUAGGAUCACAGUGUUCAUCGACGUGCAGUACAGUUGUAGUAGCUACAGAAACAACAGCUCUUACGACUCUAGCUGUUCACUCUACUUCAGCAAAUCGUCGUUCAUCGACAUCGAGUAGUCUUGAGCUGGGUUUCAGCCAUACUGCACAGAAUUCGCAGCUGAGUGAGGGUGAGAGUACUUGUAUUGACCAUGAUUUCAUUGCAUCAACUCAAGAUGAAACAGAGAGCAACUCUGGCGUGUACACUCUUGCUCAUGGGGCUCCACCAACGGAAACUUCUGGUGUCUAUACCAUGCAUAGCAGCGAGAUGACUGGGCAAUCAUCUGAAAUCGCAGAGUCAGAAAGUGCAACCAGUUCGCACUAUGGCAUCUUUCAGCCUAAAAGCGAGCUUGGCAAAUCACCGACAAUAGAUUCUGUUGAUGGUGGUUAUCGCAAUAACCGAAUAAAAAACGAAGAAAUUCCUGAUUUCCGAUUGCGAUCAGACUCGAAUGUUAGUGCCAGUGGGUCUUUUCGUGGUGAUGGAAGUGAUCCGACCGAUAACAAGCAUGCAUUACUAAGUGCUGAGGAACUUACAGAUCUAAUUGUGGGACGUGGAACGUAUCCAUGUCGCAAGACUGUUUCCAAUACCCUCGAUUCCGACUGCGAUUAUGUGACACUUCCACUUACCAUGGAAGGGGAGAGCUACAUCCAGGGUCAUCAAGACACAGCUCCAACAGAAGACCAAGAUGUUGAUCUUAUGGAUGAUAUUCUACCCACAGAUCCACCAGCUCCACCUCAACGAAUAGACAGCAACACUCAACGGUCAAUGGUGAAUCUAAGUGACAUUCGAAUGCGUUCGCCCCCGCCGUAUGGUGCCAGACACGAAACUACCGGUCUUUGUGGCCCACCCGUUCGAACAAGUGUCCCAAAAUCUGUCCUCCGUGAUCCACCACCAUAUCAGCCAAAACCGAGGCCAACAUCGUUAAUUUCAUCAUCUUCGUCAUCCUCCUGCAACAUGCAUGCAUCAAAUACAGCCUUGGGAUCCUCGGCUAGACCCGAAGAAGUUACCGCUCGAUUUAUUACAACCCGACCCCAAAUCAAUAUUCUCCAAGCACACACUAGUGUUGUCAGUGAGAAUCCAAAACCAAGUUAUGCGGCACCAACGAUUACCAGUCUACCAUCACAUCAGCCCAGUUACAUGGCGGCACCAACAACAUACAGCCACCCACAGCAACAGUCACAAAUCUCUAAUGUACCCAGCACAAUUGGUAUUCCUAUAGUUCCUUAUCAACAUUUGCAUGCGACACACAAAAGUAUGUCUGCCGCUAUACCACCUCCACCGCCACCUUAUCCGGAGAUCAAACCACCACCAACUAGAACUUGCGUUCUCUUACCGGUCAUCAAGCCCAGACAAUACCUGCCUCCACCACCACCCAGUCUACCACGUCAACCACCACCGCCACCACCUCCGCAACUGGCUACUGUUUACAAUGCCUCACACAUUGCUCGCAAACAGCAUGAGCUCUACGAACAACAAUUAUUUAGCGAUGUAAACUAUGUAAUUUAUCCCAUUCAAGAUCCUGCCAUUAGUCAGCAGGAGUAUCUAGAUUCAAAGCAGAGUUCUUUUUUAGCUGCAAUGGCACAAAGUCCACCGCCACAUCCGUAUCUAGCUUAUGCUCACAGUACCAUGCACAGUGCUCAUCACAUCAGUCCGUGGGAUACGUGCAAGGGUCAUGCCAUCUACCAAAGCACUCCUUAUUUACCAAUGGCAUUGUCAACGCAUUCUCGUUACGCGUCAACGCAAAAUCUUUCCGAUACUUAUGUUCAGUUACCAGGUGCUUAUUCGCCAUUAUACAGUCCAUCGGUUGCAAGUUUAUGCUCGUCGUAUGAGCCGCCACCACCACCUCCUUUACAUCCAGCUACUUUGGCAAACAGUUCGAGCUUAUUUGCUCGAUCUCGUUCGGAUGACAAUAUUCUGAACUCAAUUGAUGCAAUGCCUAAAAUGAAAAGAUUACCGCCACCACCACCGCCGCCAAAUGUGGAUAGGCGUUUAAAGAAACCUCCAAUGCCAGCACCACAUGAAAAACCACCUCCAAUUCCUUGCAAACCAUCUUCGGUUGGUUUAAGUUCACAAUCAGCAAUACAUACAACUCGAAACGUCAAAACACACAAACAACCAACACACUCACAGAGUGUUCAACAGCAACAACAGUUGCAUCAGCAACAACAACACCAACAGCAUCAACAACGCAUGCAUUUACUACGCAGUGAAGUUUCCACAUCUUCUGCACACUCAGUCACAACAAACAAUAAUAACGGUGCUAGUUCUUUGAUCACGAAAAAUGGCAACCCCAUUGACAUACAAUUACUACGUGAAAAGAGCCGCCAUCUUGAUUUACCGCUUAUAUCAGCAUUAUGCAAUGAUCGUUCGCUACUUAAGCAAACAAAGGCUUUCGGAACACCUAAAAAUGCACGAAGCAGCACUACAGCAGCAGCACCAGGAACUGGCCAACAAAUGAUGCCUCAGUUCCAUCCAAGUUUUAGCCAAACAGCUACAAAAUCAAAUCCUCCACGGUAUCCGGGAACACAACCAUUAUCAGGUGUAUCAAUGUCAGCUGUCAGUACAGCGACAACCGGAAGUCAACAUCAUCAGUUGUCAAAGCCACGCAAGGCAUCAAUACAUCAUCGACAUCCAAAUGAUAAACUUCCACCAUUACCAAUGCAAAUGGCUGAAGCGAAUAAUUAUGUUAUGGAUCCAACACCAGCCAUUUUGAAGCACAAGAGUUAUAACUCACAAACGUAGAGGGCACAAAAAAAAAAAGAAAACAAACAGAUCGGCAGAUCCAGGAUCAGAGAGCGAAUCAGAAUCCACUUGUCAAGCUACAUAGGAUGUGUGUAACCGGAAAUUAAUCAAACAAUCAAAUUUUAAAAGCGUACUAGAAAUUGUAAUUUUUUUGUUUGUAUGAAAUAAGAAAAAUGUUAUAACUUCCGGUUAAAGUCAAUCACAUUUAGUUACGGUUUUGGGGAGGAUUUUGAGACGUUUACUUUCUUUGAUUGUUAUUUUCAGUCAAUAACUACUGCAGAAUGUGUUUAAAAGAAAUGGAGUAAUGGUCUUAGCACGUUUCCCUUGAAAUUUAUUUGGUUUUCAAACAGAAGAUUCAUAACUGCAAGUAAUGUCAAAAAGUUCUUGACUAUGAUGCGUCUUAUUUGACGGUUAGGAAUUCAGCAAUUAUCAAUUCCAUAAGAUGUUCACUCGUUUGAACGAAGUAGGGAAACAGAACUUAAAUACAAAUUUGAAAGGAAAAAAGUCGUGUUCAUUUAGAUGUAAAAGUAAUGUAAAUGACUUAUGUUUCACAACUCACAAUUUUCAGAGGUUAAAGCUCUGGUCACAUUAAAUUACCAAACAGCUGCCUGUUGUCAAAUUUUAACAUGUUUAAUAUUGACAGUUUAAAACUGUUGCUUACUUUUAAAUUACUCACCACGUGACAGCACUGAAACUUAUGCUCAUUCCAACUGACAGCAGCGGUUUACUCACUUUACUAUCGGCAACCAGCUGAUUUAAGUGGUUAAAAAAAAAAAUAGAAUCUUUAAUAAUAACAAUACAAAUCCGAUUAUUUAUUAAACCAUAAAAACAUAUGACAAAACUUUGACAUUUAAGACAUUUGACGUUUUGAAAAUCAGUGACAGAGAUCCACUAUAUAAUAGUCAUUAAUUUCAUUAAAACUAGACCUAAUUUUGAAACAAAGCCAAAAAAAACACACGAACCAUUCCGUUUAGCAUUCCAUGACACAUUCUACUUUUUUUUAAAUUAUUUUAAAUUACUAACCCAUGACGCAAUGAUGCUUAAAAAAAAACAACUAAAACAUUGUAUAAACUAAUUAAACAAAAAAACUAAACAUUUUGUAUUUUGUCUAUUCUAGUCAUUUAAAAAAAAAGAAAAGAUAAAAAAACAUUAAUACUCAGCAUGGACAAUAGCCAAAGCAUCAAUUAUUGGAUUAAUUUUUGUUUCAUCAUUUUUUUAUACAAAAAACUAAAAAGAACUUGUUGAUAGAAUCUUAAAUAAAAAAAAAAAAACUAUUUAUUAACAAUUUGAAUUAAGUAACGGAUCAAAAGUCCCCAAACCCCACACUUAUCUGUGAUUGAUGAAUUUAUAUCUAUUUAGACGUAAGGAAAAAGUAUAACUUAAAAAACAAAACUAAAACUAAAAUUCCUUACGCUAUACUUACACUCCGUGUAUAGUUUGUAUCGUUUAAGAGUAGUAUUCGAUUGCCUUUAACUUGCCCACCGAUCGCAUGGAUUAAAAAAAAAAUUAAUAAAUAUUCUUAGAAUAAAAAUUAGGAAUUUAAUUGAAUAAAUAAUUAAAGUAUACUAAAUUUUUAUCAAAUUUUUAGGACAAAAAAAAAUUAAUUUUCUUCAUAUUUUUUUCGCCAAUUUUAAAUUAAAGAAAAAAUUAUGCAAUAGAAAAUUUUGUAAAACAAAAAAAAAAUAUAAUCGUCUUGCUUCAAUGUAAUUUUAAAAUCAUCAACUAACUUCUGUCAUUUAUCUAUUCGUUCUGUCAAACUAUAAAUCUUAAAAAACUUUAAGUUGCUCCCUACAAACAAUUUUGCUUCUCUAAAGCUUUGCAAAAGCAACAAAAGCACCUGUAAAGCUUUAUAGAAGCAAAGUUGUUAGUCAGCCCAGAUUGACAGCUGUCAGAUUUUUCGUUGAUUAUUUUAACUUACAUUGAACUGAGCAAUAAAAUAAAACAGCAAAUUAUAGUAGGGUACGUGUUCAUUAUUUUUACCAAUAAUUUGUUUUUGACAGACAGUUUUUUUUCACAUUUAUUUGUUGUCCUUUGGAAAAUACAAAACAAACAAACAAAAAAAAAAACUUAACGAAACAUGAAUGAUUUUUGUUUCAUUCUUGACGUAUUCUAGGUGAUAUAAAAUAUAUUUUAUGUCAUUACUCAGAUGUAAAACUACGUCAAAAGUUUGAUAUCAAAUUUUUCAUUCUGCCAUAUACCACAUUAACUUUAUCGUUUUUGACGAUUUUAUUUAUAAAUGAGGUACAGAAAAAUAUAAAAAUUAUACAAAUUUUUUUUCGAAUAAAAUAAAAUGUCACAAAGACCUUGAUUAAAGGUGUACACACAAGGCUUUUGCUUAUUCAACAGAUAACAUUCCAUUUUAAAAAUUAAAAAAAAAAAAAAAAAAAAA
This is a messenger RNA of Episyrphus balteatus (marmalade hoverfly), 7870 nucleotides long. RefSeq names its product protein expanded (gene ex). Bases 1033 to 5481 code for a protein of 1482 amino acids. Gene Ontology annotation, biological process: positive regulation of hippo signaling. The record is from RefSeq and is a predicted model, not a curated record. Lineage: Eukaryota; Metazoa; Arthropoda; Insecta; Diptera; Syrphidae. Gene Ontology annotation, cellular component: cytoplasmic side of apical plasma membrane; cytoskeleton. The transcript is spliced from 6 exons.